Messenger RNA from Carassius gibelio (silver crucian carp), 2295 nucleotides. RefSeq names its product CAP, adenylate cyclase-associated protein 1 (yeast) (gene cap1). Bases 169 to 1566 code for a protein of 465 amino acids. The transcript has 13 exons. The record is from RefSeq and is a predicted model, not a curated record. Lineage: Eukaryota; Metazoa; Chordata; Actinopteri; Cypriniformes; Cyprinidae. Gene Ontology annotation, biological process: cytoskeleton organization; regulation of adenylate cyclase activity; cell morphogenesis. Gene Ontology annotation, molecular function: adenylate cyclase binding; actin binding. Gene Ontology annotation, cellular component: cytoplasm.
GGCAGUUGGUGGAGUUUGGGCGGAAGCGGCGCGCGGUGACAGCUGGGAAGUUGAACCUCAAUACGCUCAAAUACAGGAAGAGAACGCAGACGAGGAGCCCGUAACACACCCAUUCCACAUCAAAGACUAAAGCUAGGACAACGGUAACAUUUCUCAGACGGUAACGGUAUGGCAGAGCUGGUGGGUCUAGUGCAGCGUCUGGAGGUGGCUGUGGGCCGUCUGGAGGCCAUGUCUAGUUCUGGGGGUGGAGGCGGUCCUGCUGCUGCAACUGGAGUGGUGUCAGCGUAUGUUGAAGCCUAUGACAAAUUGCUUUCUGGCCCUGUGGCUCAGUACACUGCUCUCAGUCAGAAGAUAGGGGGUGAUGUCCAGAAGCAUGCUGAGUUGAUGAAGCAGGCCUUUUCCUGUCAAAGACAGCUUCUGGUCACUGCGUCCAGCUCUCAGAAACCUUCUGAUUCUGUCCUGACCUCUCUGCUGGCCCCCGUGUCUAAAAUAAUCCAGGAGGUGCAAGCGUUCCGUGAGAAGAACCGCUCCUCACCUCUCUUCAACCACCUCUCCGCUGUCAGCGAGAGCGUUCCCGCCCUCGGCUGGGUUGCCAUGGCACCAAAGCCGGGUCCCUAUGUGAAGGAGAUGCAGGACGCUGCCAUGUUUUACACGAAUCGUGUACUCAAGGAUUACAAGGAAAAAGAUAAGAUGCACGUGGAGUGGGUCAAUGCCUAUGUGUCCAUUUGGACCGAGCUGCAGGCCUACAUCAAGCAGCACCACACCACUGGACUGAGCUGGAGCAAGACUGGUCCGGUUGCCUCUGGAGGUGCCCCGAGUGGAGGAGCACCAGCCCCGCCUCCCCCAGGUCCUCCUCCACCCCCCAUGGACUUGGACAAAUCAUCAAGUGGAGGCUCUGGAGCUACCAGUCACAAUGCUCUUUUCGCCUCCAUCAACAAGGGAGCAGAUAUCACUAAAGGACUGAAGCAUGUGUCUGAUGACCAGAAAACCCACAAGAAUCCUACACUCAAAGCCCAAGGAGGUCCUUUGCCUUCUGGACCCAAACCCUUCGCUGCUCGGCCCACAGCAGCCGCCAGCCCGGCCCGCACUCUGCCCCCGGUGCUGGAGCUGGACGGCAAGAAAUGGAAAGUGGAAAAUCAGGAGGGUGCCCAAGGCCUUGUGAUCAGUGACACAGAACUAAAGCAGGUGGUUUAUACUUAUAAGUGCAACAACAGCACUUUACAGGUGAAGGGGAAGAUCAACUCCAUUACUCUAGAUAACUGUAAGAAAUUGGGUCUUGUCUUUGACGAUGUUGUGGGUAUUGUCGAGGUGAUCAACUGCAAAGAUGUUAAGGUCCAGGUUAUGGGUAAGGUGCCAACCAUCUCCAUCAACAAGACGGAUGGCUGCCAUGUGUACCUGAGCAAGGACUCUCUGUCGUGUGAAAUCAUCAGCGCUAAGAGCUCCGAGAUGAACGUGCUGGUGCCAAACAAAGAUGGAGAAUAUACUGAGAUCCCAGUCCCUGAACAAUUCAAAACCGUAUGGGACGGUAGCAAGCUGGUCACCACAGCAACCGAAAUUGCAGGAUAAACGACCAGGUUUUCAGAGACCACCCCCAUUGCAGUGUCCUACCUGACUGACCAAUGAGCUUAAACUACAAAAUAGAAUGGAAUGUCAACCAGGUCCACUCUCCUAUCAGCCAAUCACAGCGGCAAUCUUCCUUCAGAUAGUGACAUGACUGCUUGCUUACCACAAGAACUUGCUCAGUCAGCUGCAGGGCUCCAUUCUCUUCUUCUAUUCCAUUGAUCUAAAACAUUAGGACUUGAAAUUUAUUGCCAACUGUUAAGAUUUUUUGUUGUUGUCGUCUUGCAGCCAUUCGAAGCAAAAGUCUUUUUAUCGUAUUUUGUAUUUUGAAGUUUUUUUUGUUUUUUUUUCUGGACAGUUUGCAGGUUUUGGUUUGGGGGGGGGGUGGUCUUUGCGUUUUCUGUUUGACAUAUGCAAUUCAGAUCUGAAGCACACAAAUGUCUCUCUUCAGACCACCAAUGCAGACAUUUACUGUAACUUUAUUAAUUCAGUUUUUUUCCCCCAGGGACAGUUAGAUUGAAGAUUUGUGUCAAAUCUUAGAGGAUGGAUUGGAGACUUGCACAAUCACAGUUAUACUUCCAAUCGGGACACUGAAACAAUGUUUAAAAAAACUAUUUGCUUUAAGAAUUCUCAUUUCCCUCUUUAUUGCAUAUUAUACUCCAGAGAACAUGGACAUUCCCUGUAAUAUAAAUAAAUGAACAUUCCAUGGUUUAUGAUGGAAAGGUGUGGAAAGCC